Molecule: messenger RNA, 7172 nt
Organism: Xiphias gladius (swordfish)
Lineage: Eukaryota; Metazoa; Chordata; Actinopteri; Istiophoriformes; Xiphiidae
Product: polypeptide N-acetylgalactosaminyltransferase 10-like
Exons: 12
Coding region: 102-1919 (605 amino acids)
Cellular component (GO): Golgi apparatus
Source: RefSeq, a predicted model, not a curated record
UGCCCCCGGUCAGAGUGAAAGUUGCCUCCGCUAAGAAAAGCGGUGGUUCGGGACUCGCCAGUUUUCCACCGCCGCCGCUUCGCACGCUUUCUCCCGGAGAGAUGAGGCGGAAGGAGAAGAGGCUGCUGCAGUUCGCCGGGCUGCUCUUGGCGGCUCUUCUCUUCCUCCCGAACGUCGGGCUGUGGUCUCUGUACAGGGACCGAGUGUUCGACAACUCGCCCGACGCAGCGGACGGUCCGGGCGGCAUCCCCCCGGUACAGGGGGUUAACCGGAUGGGGAAAGACGCUCAGGUGGGACGCGAUGGCGUACGGAGGAAAAACUGGCACGACUACGAAGCAAUCAAAAGAGACUCCUCUCGAUCUGGUAACGGUGAACAGGGGAAGCCGUUCCCCCUGACCGACACCGACCGGGUCGACCAGGCCUACAGAGAGAACGGAUUCAACAUUUACGUCAGCGACCGGAUCUCCCUCAACCGCUCCCUCCCUGACAUCCGCCACCCAAACUGUAAACAGAAGCUGUAUGCGGAGAAGCUGCCCAACACCAGCAUCAUCAUCCCGUUCCACAACGAGGGCUGGUCGUCACUGCUGAGGACCGUUCACAGCGUGCUCAACCGCUCUCCUCCACAGCUCAUCGCGGAGGUCAUCCUGGUCGACGACUUCAGCGACAAAGAGCACCUAAAGGUGGCACUAGAGGAGUACAUGGUGCGGAUGCCGAAGGUUCGCAUCUUGAGGACGAAGAAGAGGGAAGGGCUGAUCAGGACUCGCCUGCUGGGAGCCGCAGCCGCCAAAGGAGAAGUCAUCACCUUCCUGGACUCUCACUGUGAGGCCAACGUCAACUGGCUGCCUCCACUGCUAGACCGAAUCGCCCAGAACAGGAAGACCAUUGUGUGUCCGAUGAUUGACGUCAUCGACCACGACAACUUUGGCUACGAAACACAGGCAGGGGACGCCAUGCGAGGAGCAUUCGACUGGGAAAUGUACUACAAACGGAUCCCCAUCCCAACAGAGCUGCAGAAGGACGACCCCAGUGAACCCUUUGAGUCACCGGUGAUGGCGGGUGGACUGUUUGCCGUGGACAGGAAGUGGUUCUGGGAGCUGGGAGGAUAUGACACGGGUCUGGAGAUCUGGGGAGGAGAGCAGUACGAGAUCUCCUUCAAGGUGUGGAUGUGCGGCGGUCGGAUGGAGGACAUCCCUUGCUCCAGGGUAGGACACAUCUACAGGAAGUACGUCCCCUACAAAGUGCCUGGUGGUGUCAGCCUGGCCAGGAACCUAAAACGCGUGGCAGAGGUGUGGAUGGACGAAUACGCCGAAUACAUCUACCAGCGUCGGCCCGAGUACCGCCACCUGUCAGCGGGAGACAUGACGGUGCAGAAGGAACUGAGGAACCGGCUAAACUGCAAGAGCUUCAAGUGGUUCAUGAGUGAGGUGGCCUGGGAUCUGCCCAAACACUACCCACCGGUGGAGCCUCCCGCUGCUGCCUGGGGAGAGAUCCGUAACGUGGGCAGCGGCAUGUGCAUGGAGAGCAAACACUUUGUGUCGGGCAGCCCCAUCCGCCUGGAGAGCUGCGUGAAGGGACGGGGCGAGGUGAGCUGGAGCCAUGGACAGGUGUUCACGUUCGGCUGGAGAGAGGACGUCCGGGUGGGGGACCCCAUGCACACUAAAAAAGUGUGCUUUGACGCCAUCUCCCACAACAGCCCCGUCACCCUGUACGACUGCCACGGCAUGAAGGGCAACCAGCUGUGGCGCUACAGAAAGGAUAAGAGUCUGUAUCACCCCGUCAGCAACAGCUGCAUCGACAGCAGCCCCAGCGAGCGGCGCGUCUUCAUGAACACGUGCGACCCCUCCUCCCCCAGCCAGCAGUGGCUGUUUGAGAGAACCAACGCCACCGUGCUGGAGCACUUCAACCGGGGCACCAACUGAGGCCCCGCGGCGUCCGGGAGAAAGGACUCGUGACGCACACAGACGUGGAUCAUCUGCUGCUGCUGCUGCUGCUGCUGCUGCUGCGAAAUGGGGUUUUACAUUAACUCUGGUUCCCCAUUUACAUGGCGCUAAGGUGACAGCCGUUUCUCUUCGGGGUGCUCAGAGUGAGGCAGGAUGGGAUACCGUGGGGGGAAGUUGGUUAAACCCAUCAGUAAGAGGAAAGACUGAGCUGAACUGAUGAGAUUGAUUGAUUGGGGUUGUGUAUAAAGUGACUUUGUGUGUGAGAAGUAUUUACAGCGGUGCUGUGGCAGUGGGUCUCUACUUCCUGAUUUUGCUGUUGAUUGGUUAUCUGACAUUUCUCUCCUCUCGAUUUGAGAUUUUCUCUGCCUUUAUCCAUUGCCUCUAACUGUCCAUCUGCCUUUAUCUUCUGUCUCCAUCUCUUUUCCCCACUUGUCUCUCCUGGUCUGCCUCUGCCUGCAUGACUGCACCUUUGGCCACCUUCUCCGUUCUCCCUCUCAAAUCCCCUUAUGUCUCUCUAGCUCUGACAAAGUCAUCCUGACACCUGGGUGAAGCCAGGCAGAACCACUCUGAAAAUCAGCUGGCGAAUUGAUUCGCCUUUACAACCCUUAUCCAGCGUGUUCCCUCCCUCAUCCUUCCCUCGUGCCCGUGCCCCCCCACCCCCCCGGGCAUGUAGUUACACUUGGCUUGCUCUCCUCCUGUCUGUGAUCGAUGUGGGCAGAGCUGCUUUGAAUGUAGCAGGUGGAAAUUGAAGAAGAAAGUGUAGAGGAAAGAAACGGCAACCUGUUGCCCCCCCCUUCCUCUCCAUUCCUCGCCGUAUUUAUUGCUGAGUCGUUCGCUUGUUUGUCACUGUGCCACGUUCUUCUAUCCGUCAGAGGCGAGCGCUACCCGACGCCAGGGUUUGCGCAAGCCAACUGUUACUGGCUAAGGGGCGUGUUUGCUGCCACGGUAGUGACGGUGGGAUAGCUGCUGUCACACCUCGUAGAGUCUCCGCCUGAAUGCUGCACGCCCUUUGCUCCUCCCCAACCAGUUGCCAGGACGACCUCGUCGCAGGCCGCCGAGCGCGGGGCCGCGUCACGGUGCGGACCAGCGGGCAGGGCCACGAACGCCUGCCCGUCUGGGUGACUAGCUAUGUGACUGGCAGGGCGGCUGAUUCACAGCGGGGCCGCCCGAUUGGCCAGUUGCCGAGCUGACACAUCAGUUUAGCGCACGGCGGGACCAGGAGGAGGGACGAAUGGGGGAACUGCUGUGGAUAGGCUCGCCGAGGUAGCUCUAGGAUUGAGACGGAUGUGGAGGUUUCAAAUGCAUAAAGCACUCGUGUCAUGAUAAACUUGAAUGAAAUCUUAGUGCCUUGUUGGAAGAGGACUAGAUGUUGAUGUGUGUAUUCGCAGCAAGUGUGUGUGUGUGCGUGGUCCAAAAUGUCCGUAGAAGCAUAGGGAACAAUUCACUCAAUUCAGGAAGUGACUUUUUCCAACAAACGGAUUCUCCCCCAGUCUCAUUUGGAAUCGAGCUUGAAUCGAGGAGAACUCUGGUGCAGGACAUCGAAGGAACCACCGGCUUUCUGACUCUUACAUGGCUUUCCAAAUGAACACACAUGUAACUGCUGGCUGUGAAUAGAGCUAAAGAGACUUCUGUUUUCCACCAUAAUUUCUCCUGCCUUGAAAACCGAACUACAGCCCUAAGAAGACUUUUGUUAUAUUUUAAUCAGGACAUGAUGCUGUGUGUUGUUUUUUUUUUUUUUUCCUCACCUGUUCAAUCCAAAGUCUUUUUAUGGGAAAGUGAAUUGUUGUUGUUUUAACCACCUUUUUGAAUCCGUUUGGUUCUUCUGUCCUUAUUUUAGUUAAAUGUUGUUUGAUCUUUUGUUUUGAUCCUGUGGUUCAGCUGAUGAAGAUUUAGUUUGAAUUCCUGUUCGACGUGAUGUGCCUGUCUGUCGCCUGCACCCACUUUCUAAUCCAAUUUUCUGAAACAGAACUAUGUACAGUGUUUGCCAUUGUAAUCAUCACUUCCAGGUAUUGUGCUGUGGUAGAUUUUAACAGUCAGUUGUAGACAAGAAAAUCAAAUCCUUAUACCUUGGUCAAGGUAUUUUUUUUUUUUUUUUUUAAUCACAUUGUGGCUGCGUUUGCAGUAGUCACAUCGAGGUACCUUUGUGUGCAGAUUGAAACCAGAUGUGAAACAGAUACGUUGUCAAAAAAGCUGGAUUUCAGAUUUUAACAUCCAUCACUAGCGGAUAGGGAUGAUUUUGCGUCAUAAAAAUGAAUUGUUCACACAAAUGCUAAUCAUUAGGAGUGCAACGGGUCGGUAAACGGCAGUAGCUGUGCUGAUGUUUAUUCUUUUUACCGAGGAGUAGGUGGACAUCUCUAGUUGAUUAAUAUUUUAACCUUAAGACUGAAAAUUCAGUAUUGCUGCCAUGAGAUUACUCAGCACCGAAAAAGGUUAAGUGAUAUUAGUUUAUCAGGCCUGUCCAAAAAUGUAUCUAUUUAAAAAAAAAAAGAAAGAGGUAUGUGUUUUAAAAUAGAAAUGUCUAAUCACAAAGAUCAUUUCUGCUGCUCAUUCAGCCCAAGAAGGAAUUCUUUGGGAAGUCCUCCACCAGUAAUUCAAGAUUGAGUUUAUAGUUGGUACUUAAACCCACCACAACACUGAAGAGGUUGGACGGUUGACGUUUUAACCCUCCGGCCGCAGUACACAAACUGAUAUGGACUUGUGGCAGUUAGAUGGGCCCAUCAGAUUAAAGCUGAAAACCGUUGGCCAGAGUCUUUUUCAUGGGCUUGGAAACUGGCUCAACCAUUAUUCCAUUUGCUAAUUGUAACGUCACGGUAUCCUUCAGAUAUGUCAAUCACUGUCUGCUUCACUUUGCCAUUAGAUUUUUCAUCUGCUUCGUCGGAGACAGAGGUUUUUGAUUGAAUUCCAAAGUCACAUGUUGUAAAACAAAAAGGCAAAUACCAGUAUGUGCAUAACUUUUCCUGUGUUUCAUAGACUUUAUUAUAGAUUUUGCAUCUAGCAUCGUGUCUGUCGAUAGUCUAUGAUUUGGCCAAUAAAUGACUGUUUAACACCUCAUUUAUUUUCUUGGUGUUUGAAAAUCAUCCCAGUCAAGUCACCAUUUUGUUUAGUACGUUCACCUGUCUUAGUCUGUAUCGCGAUCCUGACUUUGCACUCCGGUUAGUUUUUGGUCAGGGUUUCUCUGUGUCUUUUUCUCCCUGACCUUCAAGCUACAUGCCUGAACAGCUUGUACAUUGUCACAUUGUUAAGAGGUGACUGGGAAUUGCUGCUUCAGACCAAUGAGUCACUGCUGUAGCCACGUUUCCACUGCAGGACCGAACAGGACCAAACCGAGCACACAUCUGACCUUUAUACAGGCUUCCUACAUUUCCUCUUUCCUUCCACGCCGUCACGGCAACGGUGUUUGAAAGUGAAGUCCUGUUUGGAUCAGUAGUGCAUUUUUAGCCGUUCAAUCAUGUGACUUUAUGUGAAGGACUGUUUAAUACAAACACUGUACUUGUGGACAAAGUUAUGUCAUGGGUUGGAUACACAAGGCAACAUUUUGGGCUAAAAUAAGACACUAGAUCAAAUAUAAAGAGCUUUUUUUUUUUCCUGUAGUAAAAAAGAGAAAGCUGUAGCCAUCAUAAAAGUCUGUCUUCUCGUUGUUGUUUUCCAACAUCUGUAGACCAGUUUCCAACAUAUUUCCCAACAUCUGCAGAACAGUUUGCUAACAUCUGGUUUGCCCUGAGUCAUCUGAGGCCUUGACACACUGCAGCGUAGCCACAGUGUGUCAGAAAAUAACCACCUGUUGACUAUACCAUGAUGCCAGUUAAUUAAACCUUUGGCAUCUGAAUCAAACACAUCAAGAGCCACAGAAGAGUAAAUUCAGGGGCUAGCGCAAGCUCGAAGGAGCAUUUUAGCCUCUUUUAGCCCCCAGUUUUGGUUUCAUGGCACAUUAAAUACUUCUUUGUUUCCACCAAAAAAGAUCUGAUAAACCCACUGUGCGAUACCUGCUCAGCACCAAAGAGCAGACGGGCUAAAUCAGUGACUAGCUGCUGAAAACACUGGGACAUUUAACAGCUAAAAAGUAAGAUUUGUUUGCCAGGAGUUGGUGGAGACCAAAACAGAGCUGAAAGAAGAAUCGAUAUUGGACACAGACACAACUCCAAAUGAAAUACAACAUUGCUCCGCAUCUGCUGGAUGUUUAAAAAAACUGGUUCACUAUCAGCACCCAUGUCUUUCUGAAGAUGCCACCACCUCAUUUGCCGGCUCCGGCUGGCGUUUGGUCAGUGCGGCUCUUUUUAUUGGAGCGAAUCCAUUCAGUUUGAACUGACAAGAGCAGAUGAUGGUGAUAAUAAACUGUUCUUUGGGACUUGUCCAGGGGAUUUGGAGAAAAUUACAUGAUGUCAAAAAGUUACAGACUCUGUAUCUUCUAAGCAACUAUUUAAAUCCAUUCCUUUUUCGCCUUAGAAAAGAGAAAAUCAAUCGGGUUUAGUAGCAGAAACAGAACUUAAAUUGUCUCUCUGGGGAAAUUGCUCCUAAGUAUUAACCCAAAAUGUUGCUAACUGAAUCCCUUUUAAGUAAAGUUUGAAUUGAAUCGAAAAACUUUGUGGAAGUAUUUUAUGUUUUUCAUUUCCCUCAUCAGAGCGCAUUGUACUAUUCCAUUGCACAUAUGAAGUAUGUUCUUAUCACAUCAAACCGUAACUUGGGUCGAGCUAAGACGGUUUACAUUUGCUCCAUCCCAACCUUUUUCCUCUGUGGUUAAGUAUUUAAAACACAUUACUACUGUGUCCCCUCUCCAUGAAUAUCUUCCGUAUACGCAUAUAACAGUGUAAUAAAAUCCAAUUUAAGUGUACGUACACUUGACACCUUGUUUUGUUUCGGUAAUCGCAAUACUUUUCCACUGUGAAUGGGAGAAGGCAGUUGCAGUUUUAAACGUGCUGCGUUUCAUUGUGUUUUUUUUUUUUCUGCCCCCACGAGGUUAUGGUCAGGCUGCAAUUUGCUGAGCAAUGUAAAGAAAUCUCAUUUUAUAAGAGCAAAGGUUUUUAUGUCAACGGCCAAGUCGUCGGCCAGUCACACAAUGUUGUGUACAUGUGUGUGAAUUUUGAUGUGUAGGGAAGUGUACAUUUUGUAUCUCAUAAAAACAUAUCCAAUAUUUUUUUCUACUGACAUUGCAGCUGUAAAAGUGUAUUUAGAUAUUUAACAAACUGUACAAUUAAACUGGAAUUGUAUGAUAUUUUUGCUGAAAAUUGUAAAAUA